AUGGAUGAUUCUGCAAAAAAUCCGAAUUCAGAAUAUGAAGUUUUACAAAAUGUGCCAACAACUUCGGAUAAUUAUAUGCCUUAUUAUGAGAAUACAUAUUCGAGUGGAAAUCAGCAACGCGUUGAACAAACGGGAAAUUAUGGGUAUACAAUUGAUAACGGUCAGGAAAAGGUAAUUUUCAACAUUUUUGGAUUUUAGAGGAGAUACCGUAUUUGAUUCAUAGGUGUACUGUAGAACUUGGAAUAUUCAAAGAUAAAACACCUGAACUUCUAGAUUUUAAGCCCUAACAAACUAUUUUCUUUAUACAGUUAUUUUUUAGCCAAAUGAUUAUGAAGAAAAUACAAUGGAAGACGUUGGCGAUGAAGAAGACGAUGAGCAAGAUUCACAACAAAAUCCAAGAUAUACCCCACCAACAAUGACACCAAAAAAGCUAGGAGUUCUACUUGAUCAAGAAAGAUUUCUUCCAAUCGCAAAUGUUGCUCGAAUAAUGAAAACACGUUGUGAACCAGGAACUAAAAUAUCCAAAGACGCCAAAGAAUGCGUGCAAGAAUGUUUAUCGGAAUUUAUUAGUUUUUUGACUUCGGAAGCUGCCGAAUAUUGCCAUCAAACUAAACGAAAAACAAUAACAGCGGAUGAUUUGUUGACUGCUUUGGAAGCAUUGGGAUUUGAUAACUAUGCGGAGCCAAUGAGAAUAACAUUGGCGAAAUAUAGACAAGCGAAUAAAAUAACUGGACCGAUUCAUAGGGAACAUGAACAUUAUCAAAGACCUGAACAAUUUAUGAAUGAUCCACCAUUUAGACCGCUGUUUUUUGACACUGAAAAUGGAUCGAGAUGUGAGUUUAAUUUCAAUCUUUUGAAUCAUCAAUUUUCGAAAAUUGUAUGAAAAUGUAUGAAAUUGAUCAUUCAUAAGUUGGAAAUUCUUUUGAUUAAUUUGGAAAAAUCCCCAAAUUUCGAGUCCGAUAUUUAAAAACCUCGUGUUUCUAGAAUUUAAAAAUGUUUCUACACCAGAAAAUCUUGGAUUAUAUUCUGAACUUCAAAAAUUAUAUUUUUCAGGUACGGAAACACGUUUCUUCAACAUUGAAAGUGGAAGUGUUUCAACUGAUGCUCCUUUGGGAACCGAAUGGCAAGAACAAAGACAAGAACAAAUUCCACAACAGCCACCGCCACAAGCAACAUUGAUCAAAACAAAUAAGUCACAACAAUAUCAAACUGCUCCACAAUCUGCACAACAGCAAUCUCAGCAACAGCAACAAACUUCGACACCAAUCGCACAGCCUGGAACAUUGCCAAUAACUGCGUUGGAGCAACAAACUCAAAUGCAAAUUUAUGUUGAUGCAUCUACUAAACAACAUUAUGCUGCUAUGGAUAGUAAGUUUUCUUUGUUUAAAAAAAAGUUAGAAUACUCAUCUUCUGGGAGAUUUCUUCACCUCAAGUAAUUUUCCCUUAAAAAACCACAAAUUUUAGAAAAUCAAGAAACGUUUUCAUCCCAAUGUUUUUCUUCAAAUAUCCAAAAUCUCAAUCGAAAAAAUACGAACUUGGGAUAACUAACAAGGGAACCUUUUCAGCUCGCGGUCGAGUUUUGAGCUCAAAAUUUUUUAAUGAACAGUUUGAGCCGUUCUAAUGAACAUAUAAAAAAUUCAGCUGCCGAAGAACACCCUGCACCAAGUUCUGAUCCGCCAAAGUGGCGAUUUUUGACCGAAAUCACAUGUUUCAGGGCUCAUAAGUCAGUCCUGAGUUCAAAUCAGGGGAAACUGAUCGAAGGACGUUUUUCAGGAGGGUCGAUUUACUGAAAUCACUAAAAAUUUUUACUGAGUCGCAACAAUUUUCGAAAAAAAAUUUUUGGCGCAAGAAAAUAGUCCAGGUCAUGAAUUGUAAAUUUGAAAUUUUUUGGAAAUUUUUCUCAUAAUUGGUGACUUUAGUAACUCGACCCUCCUGAAAAAACCUCCAUCUAUCAGAUUUUGAUAAAAUCGUCUCUAAAGGAAAUUAUGAUCUCUCAAAAAAGCCAUUUUUGGCGAUUUCUGACACUUUGGCGCAUCAGAACUUGGUGCAGGGUGUUCUUCGGCAGCUGAAUUUUUUAUAUGUUCAUUAGAACGGCUCAAACUGUUCAUAAAAAAAAUUUUGAGCUCAAAACUCGACCGCGAGCUGAAAAGGUUCCCUUGUAAGAUUCAGUUUGGGAAAUAAUUCGGAAAAAAUUGAUAUUUUCUUCAGUCCAGCUGAUCCAUAUUUUCAGAUAGUUAAAAAUAAUGUUUUCAGCUGAAAACGGAGUUCAACUAUAUCCAAUUCAAAUAUCAAGUUCUGCUCCAAUCACACUUACAAAUGCUUCAAAUAUUCAACAAUCAUCUGCAAUUCCAUCAACAUCAACUUCGUCUCAACCAACUUAUAUGUAUUUACCAGAUGGUGAUGCUGAAAAAGGAAAUGAAACCGACCAGCAACCACAACAACAAUAUUAUGAAUGA
Caenorhabditis angaria is the source of this 2456-nucleotide messenger RNA. The record is from the annotation of a GenBank genome assembly. Lineage: Eukaryota; Metazoa; Nematoda; Chromadorea; Rhabditida; Rhabditidae.